AUGGGAUGUGCUGAUAAUGCUCUAGCUGCCUUCUCACAGGAACCGUAUUUCAAUGCCGAUGAAGAUUAUGAGUCUGAGUGGGAGUUUGUAGAUCAUACACUGAACCGCGUGUUUGGUUACGGAGACGUGGAUGAGCAGAUAGCAGAACUCAUCUGCCGAGGCCCUCUGGGAAUUGACGGGCUUAUUCAUUGGCUAGAGGUCUGUUUAACAUGGCCUACUGUCUCUUUUGAUCUUCUGGAGGGCAAAAUUUGCACGCUUGUGCCGCGCUAUGGUUCUGAGAGGGGCGACUAUUGGACCAUUUAA
This is a messenger RNA of Sparassis crispa, 303 nucleotides long. RefSeq lists its product as hypothetical. The record is from RefSeq and is a predicted model, not a curated record. The transcript is spliced from 2 exons. The coding region runs from base 1 to 303 and encodes 100 amino acids. Lineage: Eukaryota; Fungi; Basidiomycota; Agaricomycetes; Polyporales; Sparassidaceae.